CCCAAAGGCCCAUGAAGCCCAAAACUAGGCGCCACGGUCGCAAUAAAAGCCACCCUAACAUCGUGGACUUCGCCGCAGCGAGCUCUUCUCCAAGCUCUCCCGCCGCGGCUGCCUCCCGGAGUCCCUCGCAUGCCGCUACUUCGCGCAGCUCGUCUCCGUGCUCCACUUCUACCGUCGAGACGAAGGUGAAGGAGGUUGGCUUGAAUUUGGGGUUUAGGGUUGAGGUUGGGAAGCUUCUCCAGACUCCCCCUCUGCGCUUCGCCUUUAGGGUUUUUCACGCGAUUGCUCUCGUCCGCGCCGGGGAAGAGGUUCGCCGCGCUCUGGGGAAACGGGGAUUACGGCAGAUUGGGUUUCGUCCCUCAAAUCCCUUCUCCAACGCAUAUACCCAUCAGCUUCUCCUUCGCUUCGCAAAUCCUUUUAUUGGGUUAUAUGCCGAGUUGCUACGGUGUUGAGGACCAGGUAUACAGUGCCAGGUUUCUGGAAUGCUGGAUUGGCCUUUUUGUGAGCAGGCUCAUUUGCUUGUUUCUGAACCUUCUGAGAAGGAGCACUUGAAGGCUUGUAUUGCUCUGGCCAGAUAACACUUGCAUCUAGAAGACGACCCAUCACAAGCUUCACAACCUGUAGAUAAUCAGGCAAACAGAGAUACUUAAGGAAAUGGGUCUGGCAAAAGUAGCAUCUUCAGCUGUUAAACUUUUGAUAGACAUCGGAUAUUUUCCUGUACAUAUCAAUCUUGAUCUGUUGAAGUUGGGAAUUCCCACUUAUCAUUCAGAAGAAAUCAUAUGGGCUGCUCAAAGUCUUUUAUUGGACUCAUCUGAUCCAGAUGAGGUGGGUUUCAUUUGCCUGACAACAUUGCUCAAAUAUGAUUGUAAUCAUAUAUAUGUUAUCUUUGCUGAAUUCAUUAUACUAAUAUUUUUAGUUACAUGGAAAGUUUGUAGUUCAUGUCAGUGGGAUUUUUUUUAGGAAUUGGAAGGUCUGUAACUUCCUUGUAUGUAUUGUGACAAGUUUUUAAGAAGAAAAAUUUACUUAAUGGAGUCUGCUAGUCAAACAUUAUUUUGUUUUACUAAACAGUGUAUGUAUUGUGACAAGUUUUUAAACUGUUAUCCUUUAGGACAAUUAAAAAUUAAUCUGCGUUUGUAGAGCUUGACUUCCACUAGUCAAACAUUAUUUAAUUUUACUAAACAACAUAUGCAUUGUGACAAGUUUUUA
Cajanus cajan (pigeon pea) is the source of this 1206-nucleotide messenger RNA. NCBI's taxonomy places the organism in Eukaryota, Viridiplantae, Streptophyta, Magnoliopsida, Fabales, Fabaceae. The record is from RefSeq and is a predicted model, not a curated record.